Molecule: messenger RNA, 3303 nt
Organism: Calypte anna (Anna's hummingbird)
Lineage: Eukaryota; Metazoa; Chordata; Aves; Apodiformes; Trochilidae
Gene: AIFM3
Product: apoptosis inducing factor mitochondria associated 3
Exons: 20
Coding region: 187-2028 (613 amino acids)
Biological process (GO): execution phase of apoptosis
Cellular component (GO): mitochondrion; cytoplasm
Molecular function (GO): flavin adenine dinucleotide binding; 2 iron, 2 sulfur cluster binding; oxidoreductase activity, acting on NAD(P)H
Source: RefSeq, a predicted model, not a curated record
CCCCCGCCCCUCCCUGUUCCGCCCCUCUGCCCCUGUCCUCCGCCGGCUCCGGCGCAGCUGCCCAGGUGGUGAACAAGACCUGGACCAGGGGCAGUGUGAGCAGAAGUUUUACCAUGCAAGGAUGUGCCCGUGUCCCUGCUGAGCUGCCUGCCACCCCUGUCCCCACUGCCUGUCCUGCCCGGCGCCAUGGGAGGAUGCUUCUCCAAGCCCAAACCAGGUGCUGUGCCCCCAUCCCACCACCCAUCACUGUGGAGAGAAGUAGUUGAAGUGAAAAUUGAAGUUGUGAUACCUGAGAAGGAGAGAAGCAAGGAGGAGAUGUCACCCAAUGGGAAAGCCAGUCCCCUGAUCUACAAAGUCAAUGGGACUGCUCGUCAUUAUCAUCUUGAGGAUCAUCCCAUUGCCAGCAACCCCUACCACCACCCCAAGGACGUGGUGGAAGCAUCCGUGUGCCAUGUGAGGGACCUGGAGAAUGGACAGAUGCGGGAAGUGGACCUGGGCUGUGGGAAGGCUCUGCUCAUCAAGGAGAGUGGGGAAUUCCAUGCCAUGGGACACAAAUGUCCACACUAUGGGGCUCCGCUGGUUAAAGGGGUUUUGUCCAAAGGAAGAGUCCGCUGUCCCUGGCAUGGAGCUUGCUUCAGCAUCAGCACGGGUGACAUAGAGGACUUUCCUGGCUUGGACAGCUUACCCAGGUUCCAGGUGAAGAUCGAGAAGGAGAAGGUGUACAUCCGAGCAAGCAAGCAGGCUCUUCAGACACAGAGGAGGACAAAGAUGAUGGCAAAAUGCAUCUCCUUGAGCAACUAUAACCUGAGCAGUACCAACGUGCUGAUCAUUGGUGCAGGGGCAGCUGGACUGGUCUGUGCAGAGACCUUGCGCCAGGAGGGUUUCUCGGACAGGAUUGUGAUGUGCACGAUGGACAGACACCUGCCCUAUGACAGACCAAAACUCAGUAAGUCAAUGGAUUCCCACCCGGAGCAGAUUGCCCUGCGACCAAAGGAGUUCUUCUGCACCUAUGACAUUGAAGUCCUGACUGAAAUGCAGGUUGCAGCUGUGGAUAUCAAGAACAAGGUAGCUGUGUUCAAGGAUGGAUUUAAGAUGGAAUACAACAAGCUGCUGAUAGCAACUGGAAACACGCCCAAAGCUCUCAGUUGCAAAGGCAAAGAAGUGGAAAAUGUUUUCAACAUCCGGACACCUGAAGAUGCCAACCGUGUGGUGAAGCUGGCCACAAGCAAGAACGUGGUUAUUGUGGGAGCAUCCUUCCUGGGGAUGGAGGUGGCUGCUUACCUCGCAGACAGGGCCCACUCAGUGUCCCUGGUGGAGCUGGAGGAAGUCCCCUUCAAGAAGUUCUUUGGGGAGAAGGUUGGCCGUGCUGUCAUGAAGAUGUUUGAGAACAACAGGGUGAAGUUCUACAUGCAGACAGAGGUGUCAGAGCUACGGGAGCAGGAGGGCAAGCUGAAGGAGGUGGUGCUGAAGAGUGGGAAGGUCCUGCGUGCCGAUGUCUGUGUGGUUGGUGUGGGUGCAGUUCCAGCAACUGGCUUCCUCAAGCAGAGUGGCAUCAACAUUGACUCCAAAGGUUUCAUUGUGGUCAACAAGAUGAUGCAAACCAACAUCCCUGGGGUCUUUGCAGCUGGUGAUGCUGUCACCUUCCCCCUGGCCUUGAGGAAUAACAAGAAGGUGAACGUCCCUCACUGGCAGAUGGCCCACAUGCAUGGGCGCAUCGCUGCGCUGAACAUGCUGGCCCAUGGCAUGGAGCUCAGCACUGUCCCCUACCUAUGGACAGCUAUGUUUGGGAAGAGCAUCCGAUAUGCAGGCCAUGGGGAAGGAUUCGAUGAUGUCGUCAUUCAGGGAGAUUUAGAUGAACUGAAGUUUGUGGCAUUUUAUACCAAGAGUGACGAGGUGGUGGCUGUGGCCAGCAUGAACUACGACCCCAUUGUGUCCAAGGUGGCUGAGGUUCUGGCUGCUGGGAGGACCAUCCGGAAGCGUGACGUGGAAACUGGAGAUAUGUCUUGGCUAACUGGGAAAGGCUGCUAAUGCUGCAGGGGGCUGUGCCCUCCUGACACUGUACUCACUGUGGGGACACGGGCUGCCAGCUCCAGGCGAGUGGGAACACUGUGGCUGAGCAUCUCCUUUGAGACCUGGAUGAACCCGGAGCCUCUCACUGCUCACUUUCCUUCCCAGCACAGCUCCUCUGCCCCAGGGCCUACUGGGCUGGGGCUCAGCUGUUGCAAUUCCUAUGGGAUGCUGAAAAAUCAGCUCCUGGAGAGAGAGAGGCGUGGCACGGGCAGCAGGCAGGGGCACCACGGGGCUUGGGCUGCUGCUGACAGACUCAGGGGUCCCCAGGCAGGUCUGUCCCAGGCAUGUCCCUCACCCCAAGAAGCAGCAUGAGUGCCUUUCAUUGCUCCCUGUGCUUUCAAGCACAUUGCCCCUCCCAAAUGCUCUUGGAUCCCAGCAAAGCUCCGAUGCACAUCCCUGCGGAGCCUGGCACCCACACCCUCUCUGCAUGACUGAAGUGCUUGCCACGGCUCUCCCUGCACCCACUGCCUCAGGAGGCACCCAGAGGGGCAGAAAAAUGGGUCAGACUGGGAGGUCUCAGUACCACCUGUAUUUGUGUUUGGAAUUCUCCAUCCUCCAGGUUGCUCACUCCUUCCAGCCCCCCACAGAGGGGAGUCUCUGCCCAAGCCAAGGGCUCUACAGUCCCUGUCCCAGCACUCACAGCAUCUCCCCAUUUCCAGGUAGGGAAGGGACUGGACAUGGCUUCUCCCAUCACCUGGGCCUUGGCUGGGGCUUGGGCAGCUCUUGAGCAGCCCCCAGGGUGCAGAGCUCACCAACAGCAUCCCCCAGGCCCAGUUGCCAUCCUUCCAGACAGCCUCGUGAUGUCUCCCUAAUGAUUAUCACAGGAUUAGUGAUGUUGCUGAGAUGUUACUCAAGGAAAAGUAGCCAGAAAAGUAUUUCUGUCCCUCAUUCUUCCUGUCACUUGAUGACAUAGCUGUAUCUCUUGUCUCAUGGGCUGCCCAUGUCGGUGCUCUGCUGUCAGUGUUUUCUGCCCCCUGCGGGAAGGAAGAGCUUUAUCCCCAGCUCAGGGGUGGACCUGUCUCUUGUCCAUCAUCCCAGCAAAGCGGGUAGGUGAGAAAACCCCCUUGGAAAGCCUCCAGUGCUCUCUUCUGAGCGAAGUCUCUUCUCUGCCAUUGUUUUACUCUGAGCCUGAAGCAGAUGGAUUUAUAUUUUCAAUUGGAUUCACCCCCUAUGAAUUAAAGCAGUACUGUUCUUGAGAUCUGGAUCAUCUCUGAUUCCUGCCAAGGCUUUGGG